Messenger RNA from Drosophila willistoni, 1539 nucleotides. It is a transcript of the gene E2f2, whose product is annotated as transcription factor E2F2. Gene Ontology annotation, molecular function: RNA polymerase II cis-regulatory region sequence-specific DNA binding; DNA-binding transcription factor activity, RNA polymerase II-specific. Bases 215 to 1354 code for a protein of 379 amino acids. The transcript is spliced from 5 exons. The record is from RefSeq and is a predicted model, not a curated record. Gene Ontology annotation, biological process: regulation of transcription by RNA polymerase II. Gene Ontology annotation, cellular component: RNA polymerase II transcription regulator complex. NCBI's taxonomy places the organism in Eukaryota, Metazoa, Arthropoda, Insecta, Diptera, Drosophilidae.
ACACUAGACAAAAAGUCAGAAUAUAGGGAGAAUGAAAAAAGUGACAUAAAUGGCGGAAAAUUGUGCUUCAAGCGCCAACAUUUGUAUUUAAUUGUGAUUUAUUAUAAAAAUCGCUCAACAAUAAGUGGUUUAAACUGCAAUUGGAACGAUCAGCAUAACCUUUUUGAACCGAAGAACUAUUAAACAAUUCCAAAAAGAAUUUGAAAACGUAGCCAUGUAUAAGCGCAAAUCUUUGGGUACAGGUACAAUCGUAAACAGGGACAGUAGCACCACCAGCAGCAGCCAAAGCCGUGCAGAUGGGGAUUUGGAUGUUGAUGAGUCGAUGGAUGUGAAUUCGUACGAGACCUUUCAGAUUGAGAUAACCCAGCCGGAGGAUGAAGAUGAGCAACCAACGGGACAGCAACAGCAAAUCAAACUGAGCCAAUCCCAGAGCCAGCCCCAGCCCGGCCAGCAACGUUCAGUGGGUUCGUUGGUUUUGUUGACUCAAAAAUUUGUGGAGUUGAUGAAGGCGAAUGGUGGCACUAUUGAUCUGAAAGAGGCCACCAAAAUUUUGGAUGUCCAAAAACGGCGCAUUUACGAUAUAACCAACGUUUUAGAGGGCAUUGGCUUAAUUGAUAAGGGCCGUCAUUGUUCUGUUGUGCGCUGGCGUGGCGGCGGCUUUCGGGAUGCCAAGGAUAAGGAGGAAUAUAACCUGGCCUGUGAACGUACCAAACGACUAAGAACCCUGGAAGAUGAGCUUGAUGAACAACUGGAAUAUGCUCAACGCAAUUUGCGCUAUGUCAUGCAAGAUGCCACAAAUCGUUCAUAUGCCUAUUUAACACGAGAUGAUUUGUUAAACAUUUAUGGCGAUAAUUCAGUUUUCACCAUACCAAAUUAUGAUGAGGAAGUUGAAAUCCAAAGAAGCAAUAGUGAACUUCGUGUCUCGCUCGACAAUGGCAGUACAAUUGACAUACGCUUGGUUACCAAUCAAGGGAAAUCGACUACAAAUCCGCAUUAUCCUAAUGAGUACUUUGAUUAUCGAUGCCUUGAUUCGCCAUCUCCACCGCCUUCUUCAUCAUCAGGAUCCAGCGAGACUGGUCCUGCCAUUAGCACUGGCAAUGUUAUUACGGAUGAGCAUACGUACUCAUGCAAUCCCGACAUGAAGGAGGAGAUGAAAUUGCGAGAGAAUGAAUUAACGGCGAAGAUUAUAUUUCAAAAUUACUUGGCUGGCCAUUCGCUGAGAAGGUUUUAUCCCGAUGAUCCAAAUUUAGAAAAUCCCCCCUUGGUGCAAUUGAACCCACCCCAGGAGGAUUUCAAUUUUGUUUUGAAAAACGACGAAGGCAUCUGUGAACUGUUUGACGUUCAGUGUUCUUAAGGACGAAGACUUUACAACGACUGAUCGAUCGGCCGCGUGCGUUGUGCAAAUAUUUAUGAUUAGUACAAUUUUUACAUAUUUUUUAAUUCCCUCGUUUGAGGAAAUUAUAUAAAAAUUAGUUUAAUCCCCUGUGUAAGUUUGCUUAUAUUAACAGACAAAUCAAUAAAAACACUUUACAAGUCGGA